GUGAAAAAGAACGAAAAAAAAAAGGGGGAAAAUUUUGAGAGAGACAAAUAAAAAAAGAAAGAAAAAUACUGUUUACAACACUUGUCUUGAUGGGGAAGAGCCGCAAUUGGGAUUACACAUCGUGACUCCGGUUUCCACAGAAGUCAUUGGUGAGUAAACAGAGCAGAAGGACGAUGAGGUGCCCGUACUGCACGGCGGCGCAGGGGCGGUGCGGCACCACGGGGUCAGGCCGAUUGGUGACGGAGUGCACCUCCUGCGGACGAGUCAUGGAAGAGCGCCAAUCCCAAAUCCACCACUUAUUCCACCUUCGAGCCCAAGAUACCCCUCUCUGCCUCGUCACUUCAGACCUCCCACCACCUCCUCCUCAGCAAGCCCAGACCGCCCAGGAACAAGAAGAUGAUCCUUUCGAGUCCACCGGCUUCAUCUCCGCCUUCUCCACCUGGUCCCUCGACCCAUGCCCAAUCUUCGCCCGCUCGUGCCUUUCCUUCUCAGGCCACCUUGCUGAACUCGAGCGUGUUCUCGAAUCAUCAUCAUCAUCCUCAUCUUCUUCUGCUGCUGCUGCGGCAGCGUCGUCUUCGUCUCUGGCCUCCUCUGGACCUGCGGUUGUGGUCGAUAAUCUUAGGGCUUAUCUGCAGAUCAUAGACGUGGCCUCCAUUUUGGGGUUGGACUAUGAUAUAGCGGACCACGCAUUUGAGCUGUUCAGGGACUGUUCUUCGGCUACCUGUUUGAGGAAUCGCAGUGUGGAGGCUCUUGCCACUGCUGCUCUUGUUCAGGCCAUUAGGGAGGCCCAGGAGCCCAGAACUCUUCAGGAAAUCUCAAUUGCAGCCAAUGUACCCCAGAAGGAGAUAGGGAAGUACAUCAAGAUACUGGGAGAAGCUCUACAACUAAGCCAGCCCAUUAAUAGUAAUUCCAUAUCAGUCCAUAUGCCAAGAUUUUGUACGCUUCUACAGCUCAACAAAUCUGCUCAGGAACUGGCGACACACAUUGGAGAAGUUGUGAUCAACAAAUGCUUCUGUACUCGAAGGAACCCCAUUAGCAUUUCUGCAGCAGCUAUAUACUUGGCCUGCCAACUAGAAGACAAGCGCAAGACCCAGGCCGAGAUUUGUAAGGUGACGGGUCUAACUGAGGUCACUCUUCGAAAAGUUUACAAGGAGCUAUUAGAGAAUUGGGACGAUCUUCUCCCUUCCAAUUAUACUCCAGCUGUCCCUCCAGAGAAAGCAUUUCCCACAACUGCAAUUACCUCUGGCCGUUCUUCAGCACCUAGAGUUGAUCUUAUAGAAAUUGUUUCUUGUCUGGACAGGGAUAAGCAGCCCGAAAGCAAACCAAGUAAACAGAACGAGACCUUGGAAACUUCCCACCAGGCCAGAGGCAAAGAGGACACUGAAUGUAAAGGGAACUGUCAAGGAGCCCAUACACUUGGUUUGAACCGGCCAACAACUUUCUGGCAGCUCCCAAUCCCAUUUGGGGGUUCUGGUUUUAGGACAUCAGGGGAGAAGAAUCAAAUUGUGAGUGGAGGAAUGGACUUGAACGAGGGUGGGGCUAAUCCUCAAGAGUUGGAGCAGAAGUUAGACAACGGCGCAAAGGCUGCAACUGUUUCUGUGAGGGCUGAGCAGUUUCCUAGUGCCCCGCCUUCAAGUGGGAGUUCCAUAACGUGGCCAUUUCGGCAACCACCUUCAUCAGGAUCUUCUUCUUCAUAUGCUCAACUUAUGCAAUCAUUGAAGGUAGCAUCAGGUUUUCCAGAGCUUAAAGGAUCUGGAAAUCAAAAUGGAAGUAAAGGUGGUGGGCAAUGUGAGGAUCCCUAGGGCAUCAAGAGAAUGUAUUCUGAUUUUCUAAUGUACAUAAUUGUAAAACAUCUUAAAAAGAUGGUUUUUGCAUCUUUGACUCUUGUUAAACGCCGGAUCCCCUCUACCAUUCAUUUUGUAAGUUGCAUGCACGGUCAUGAUUCAGGUUCUUUUGCGAAUCUUUUCUAAAACAAUGUUUGAGACUUGAGAGUGAUUCUUGAAGCUAAUUUAUUUCUAAGAAUAAAAUUUCAUUUGUGAGCGUA
Vitis riparia (riverbank grape) is the source of this 2044-nucleotide messenger RNA. RefSeq names its product plant-specific TFIIB-related protein 1. Bases 174 to 1802 code for a protein of 542 amino acids. Gene Ontology annotation, cellular component: nucleus; transcription preinitiation complex. Gene Ontology annotation, biological process: DNA-templated transcription initiation; transcription preinitiation complex assembly. The record is from RefSeq and is a predicted model, not a curated record. The transcript is spliced from 3 exons. Gene Ontology annotation, molecular function: TBP-class protein binding. Lineage: Eukaryota; Viridiplantae; Streptophyta; Magnoliopsida; Vitales; Vitaceae.